CAAACAAUUCAAUGAACGUUGCCCAGAAUAUGGCCACAACUUAUUAUGACGCUCUUGAAGCAGCACUAUCUGAAGUGUUCAACCAAUUCUGUUGGAGUUGAGAAGCUUCACAAUCACCACAAGCCAUGCUUACUAAUUCGGAAGCAAUGAUUAGCAAGAAGAGUAUUGUUGGAGAUCAAGGCUUGAUGAAUAAGAAUAAGAGUAAGAAUGAACCUUCUUCUAAACAGAGCAGCAAUAGUAUCCCAAAGAAUCGAAAGAGUUCUCUCCCUGAAGUCGCUAAAAAUCUAAACAUGAUCCUUCAAAUGGUUGAGUGCAACCAAGAAGUGAGAUUCACUGCAACUACCAAGAGCUCCAGAGGCCUCCACAAUGGAACUUCCAAGAGAAGAUCCAGGUAUAUUGGAGUCCUCGGCAAUAGCACUCGUUGGCAAGUCCUCAUUAAUGUCCGUGGCAAGAAGAAGUACAUCGGAACCUUCGGUAACGAGAAAGAAGCUGCCAUUGUGCACGACUUCUACGCUAUCGGACUCAACGGACUUGAAGCUAACACCAACUUCAGCUACGAUGGGAUGACAGUACAAGACAUGAUCAUGAACUACUUUACUAAUGAAAACUAUUUCAGGGCAUCUGAGUUCAUAUCCAGAGUCUAACAAAUGGCAUAAAGCAA
This is a messenger RNA of Moneuplotes crassus, 661 nucleotides long. The record is from the annotation of a GenBank genome assembly. NCBI's taxonomy places the organism in Eukaryota, Ciliophora, Spirotrichea, Euplotida, Euplotidae.